CAAGGUUUUUAUUAUUAUUAUUUUAUUCCUUCCUGUAUCUAAUCUCACUGAAUUUGUUAUGCUCCAUGGCUGUUGAGAUUUCUUUUUAUUGCAUAGCCAUGAUGUCCAUAAAUCACCUUAUGCUAGCUGAUUUUUUAAAUUGUCCUUUACUGUGCAGUCACGAAUUUUAGGUUUUUUUUUUUUUGGUCAAAUGUUGGAAACUUAUUGAAUGGAGAGAUUGCUUUGGUUGUUGUUGUAAGCAGGCACUUCUCCUCCUCCUCCUCCUCUUAUUAUUACUACUACUACUACUACUGAUUUUGGCAGUAGAUAUGAUGUGGAAAGGCUUGCAAUGAAACUGUACGCUUCAAAAUCAAUGAACUUUCAUAGCUAUGAGAUCUGAGGGCAUUGUGGUUUCUCUUUUUUGUUGUUAAUAGUUCAAAGGCGUCCACAAUAUUGUCUCGGAGUCAAUUUCUAACUGCUUCCCUCUCACAUAAUGUCCUGAACCUUCAUUUUUUUUUUUCUUGUUGGAUUUGCCCAAUGAUGGAGUGGUUGCAUUGGUAAUUUGUCGUUAGUCUUCACAAACCACCUCUCUAAUGCUCUCUAUCUCUGUGAGUGAGUGUGUGGGUGGGACUUGGAUUUGUGUGUUUUUGGUGGUGUGUAAAGGCCAUUAGCAUUAUACCACAAUUUUCAAUUUUGUCAAUUCAACACCAAAACUCAAAUUUAGAAAGCAAUCACUUUCUUCAAUAGGAUUCUCUCCCCUCUAUAACUAGGGUUCUAGCCUCGUGUUGAAUUAAUGAAAAGAGAGGUAUCUUACACUUGUAGUGCUUGCUAUUGGCAUUAAUCUUUUUGUACCGUCUCUGUGUUGAUUAGCUGACUACCUCUCGGACAUGUUCGCGCAGGAUUUGAGUUAAGAAACAUGAUGGAUGGCAUUUGGUUGAGCCAAUUGGCAGUGUAACCUUUUGAUUUCUCUUCCUUAAGUUGUCUGCAUGUGGAUUCUCAUAAACUUUUGUUUAUAGAAAUCUUGCAAGGAAUGAAGGAAAUGUGUUUGUAUCAUUGUAAUGUACGUGUACACCCGCCAUUUUAAUGUGCUCCUUUUUAAAUUGCUA
This is a messenger RNA of Rubroshorea leprosula, 1085 nucleotides long. The record is from the annotation of a GenBank genome assembly. NCBI's taxonomy places the organism in Eukaryota, Viridiplantae, Streptophyta, Magnoliopsida, Malvales, Dipterocarpaceae.